Nannizzia gypsea CBS 118893 is the source of this 1734-nucleotide messenger RNA. RefSeq lists its product as hypothetical. The record is from RefSeq and is a predicted model, not a curated record. The coding region runs from base 1 to 1734 and encodes 577 amino acids. Lineage: Eukaryota; Fungi; Ascomycota; Eurotiomycetes; Onygenales; Arthrodermataceae. The transcript has 3 exons.
AUGGCGCCCGGGAAGACCAAGAAGUCGAAGAAGGCCUCCGCUGUGCCCCUACAGCCUCCUCCUCCGCCGCCGCCGCCGCUGGACUUCUCCUAUGCCAUACCCGAAGCCGAGCUGGCGCCAGACCACGGCUACAGCAUCUUCAACGAGCCCCUGGAUGCGCCGUACGAGGAGGACAAGGAGUUUGCUCCUGCUCCCACUUCCGCUUCCGCUGCUGCUGCCCGGCGACGAGCUGCCAGCAGAGCCAGCGAGCCGCCCGUCACUGUCCCGCUGCCUGCCACUGCUACAUCUAUACCCGCUGUUGCUGCUAUAUCUACUUCUACAUCUACAUCCAUACCUGCAUCAGUAGCUCCCAUAGACCCGGCAGCGGCAGCAGUCUUCUCCUACCUCGACCAGCCGCUGGACGAGCAGAUGCAGAUGAGGCCCUCUGCGCAUUCAAGAAAGGCCUCCGAACCAGUGGUACCCAGGGCGCCGCGGCCAAAGGACCAUAGCCGCAAGGCCAGUCUCUCCCAGCUGCUCAGGACGGUGUCAGGGGGGUCCUCUUCCUCUGCCACGGCCAAAGAAAAAGAUAAGGAUAAAGAGAAGGAGAAGGACAAAGAGAGAGAGAGAGAAAAAGAAAGAGACCUCAGUCCGAGUCGCUCGUCGUCGGUGUCAAAGGAGUCUGAAUAUCAGCCCGUUACUCCCCCAGACAUGCUGUUCGACCCUAUCAACCUCCACAUCCCCGGAUCCAAAGGCAUGGCAAAGUCCCAUAUGGCCGGCUCUUACAUGACGGACACCGAGAGCCUGCUCGAGGGCCCUACUUCCGCUGCUCCGGCCUUCAUGAACUUCUCCCAUCCGGAAUCCUUCUACGUGCCCAAGAGUAUGCUCUCCUACUCCAUGGCUCCUCCGCCUCCCACCAAGCAUCAUCAUCACCACCACCAUCCGCAACAGCAGCAGCAGCAGCAGCAUCUUCCUCAUGCUGACAAGGCACCGACGACUGAAGCUUCCAGACGACGCUCCCAGGCCUCAGUGCCCGAGCAGUUUGAAUGGACAGCCGUGCCCGAAACACCUCACCAUGUAUAUCGCAAGUUUGAGCGGCUGAACCACCGUGUGCUGCGGCAUUUGCAGGAGGAGAUUGCCCAGUUGGAAGACGACCUGAUUACCAUUGACGAUAUCGAUGCUGCUCGCGCUGGCGCGUCAGGCUCUCGUGCUUCUUCCCGCCAGAAACAGCUUGCUGCAAAGUACCGCGACCAGAUACAAGACUACUCCAUCCUACAGAAUAAACGAACAGACCUUCUCGACAAGAUCAUGCUCAAGACAGACCAGUACAAUCGGGCGCUAUGUUCCUUUUCCAAAGUGAUCAAGAACCUCCCUGCUGCCUCAGACGACGAUGUCGACGCCUACAGAGCCUUCCUACGCUCCCCUGCUGGCGCAUCUACUAAGGGCGAGAGGAAGCUCCUGGACCAGCGAGCCGACCUGGUUACCAUGGCCCCUCGUCCUGCCAGCGCCCUGCAUUCCAACCCCCUCUACUCCACUGUGGCAGCUAUAUUCGCCGCCAUCCUCUUCCCCUUGCUCGCGUUUGGAGCCAUCACCGAAUUCUUUGGGCGUAUCGUCGUUGUCUCCUUUGUCGCGGGCUCGUUUGCCUGGUGGGCGUCAAACGGACCCCCGGGACACGACUACCUCAUCGAGCCACAGGAUGGCUGGAAAUGCGCUGUCAUUUAUUUCGGCUUCAUGACUAUGGCGGCACUCCUGCUUUGA